AUGCAUGUGUAUGAGCACAACUUUCCUGGGUGCAGCUUGACGAGACGAUCGAUCGAGCAUCUCUCGGCUCAAGAUAUUGAGGUUGAUGCGGACAUAUGGCUUCUAAGCCCGCCGUGCCAGCCUUUCUGCAGGGUUGGAAACAAGAUGGACGAACAGGACAACCGCUCGGUCAGCUUCCUGCAUCUCCUGUCGCUGCUCAAAACCAUCAGAAAACCGCCGUCGUUCCUGUUCCUAGAGAACGUGCAAGGGUUCGAAGGUUCACACACCCAUCGUCGCCUGCUCGAGACUUUGACCGCUCGAGGAUUCGACGUAGAGCAGUACUUGCUUUCGCCUAGUCAGCUGGGCAUUCCAAAUAGCCGUCUGCGGUACUACUGCCUUGCGCGGAGGAGAAAUGCCGACGGCAAGAGGGAGGCCACCGACGUCAAAGAGUCGCUUCCCCAGGACAUGGCAGCCGUGCCCUUGCGUCCGCUCUCCGAGUACUUGGUGAGAGGUGUUGUCCGAUGGGGUGUCUUGUCGCGAAGGCUUGUGGAGCCAACAUCACUGUGCUGA
Messenger RNA from Ectocarpus sp. CCAP 1310/34, 549 nucleotides. The record is from the annotation of a GenBank genome assembly. NCBI's taxonomy places the organism in Eukaryota, Phaeophyceae, Ectocarpales, Ectocarpaceae.